Messenger RNA from Cryptotermes secundus, 1137 nucleotides. Its product is annotated as glucosidase 2 subunit beta. The record is from RefSeq and is a predicted model, not a curated record. The transcript is spliced from 3 exons. NCBI's taxonomy places the organism in Eukaryota, Metazoa, Arthropoda, Insecta, Blattodea, Kalotermitidae. Gene Ontology annotation, molecular function: protein binding. Gene Ontology annotation, cellular component: glucosidase II complex. Bases 99 to 650 code for a protein of 183 amino acids. Gene Ontology annotation, biological process: N-glycan processing.
AAAUAUAGAGAACGAUAGAUAAAACCGAUAAGACUGUAGGAUUGGUUAGGAUGAUGUAGGUGUGAGAAGUUAAAACGUCCAACAAAACGAACACAAAUAUGCAGAUAUGUAAAAAGUAUAAAAUAAGAUACCUGUAUAGAACGAAACUGAAAGUGACUGUCCUAAUUGUAAUUUUAAUUGGUACUUUCCUACUGAUUUGUCAAAUGAAAUCCUUAGAGUUCCUAGGUGAUGAAUCAAUGGAUUAUAGUGGUUAUGGUAAAGUGCAGAAAGAAAGAAACAUUCAUUUGAAGGGAAUACGCCCAAGUGAUAUUGAGAGAUAUAUACCGAAUGAACAGGGAAAUUUUAUUUGCUUCCAUACCAGGGAAGAAAUUGACUUUUCCAGAGUAAAUGACGACUACUGUGAUUGCUUUUUUGAUGGUAGUGACGAACCAGGAACAAGCGCUUGUAUAAAUGGAAGAUUUUAUUGUGAUAGACAAAAGAAUGGAUUUUCAGAAUUUGUUCCAUCAAGUCAGGUCAAUGAUGGAGUUUGUGACUGCUGUGAUGGUUCAGAUGAAUGGGCUAAAAUCCGUCACCCCUUCAGGUUGGAGGAAUCUGUGCAGAAGAAACUGGGAAGAUAUCAGUCACCUUGUCCUAACCUAUGUGCUAAGUAGAAUUAGCUGUGAUUGUUUUGGCACAGAUAAAUUACAAGGUGAAUAUUACACAUUCAACAAGAGCUUCCUCCUCAGAUGCUCAUUCUUGAAAAGGUUGCAAGUUUGUCUGUUGUGCAGUUUUGUAAUAUAAGGCAUCUCAAAUUCUGCAAAUUGUGUUAAAACUGUAAAGAAAAUAUUUCUGAGACAGGUUGAGAUCCUGAAAUGUAUUGCUUAUAGAUAUUGCUUCCAGCAUAGAAACUGACUAUCACAAAUAAGCUCAUGUAAAAGUAACAUCAAGCACUGCAUCCUGUAUACAAUCUGGAGCUGGAACAACAACGAUUAAUAUAAAAGUACUUCAGAAAACAAUCUAGCAGCUUUCAGCCUAUUGCAUAAUUCUCUUUCAAGCUAGCCUUUUUUAAUUUUUUGUUCCUGACUGACACAGUUAAAUAUCAAGUAGCAUGAAAUAAUAAUGUUGGAGACAAAUAAUAAUAAAAGUUCAUGGCUGUUA